Seminavis robusta is the source of this 549-nucleotide messenger RNA. The record is from the annotation of a GenBank genome assembly. NCBI's taxonomy places the organism in Eukaryota, Bacillariophyta, Bacillariophyceae, Naviculales, Naviculaceae.
AUGGGCAACACCCCCCCAAGCAAAGAUCGACAUGGCUCCAGCAGCGGUGCCGGUAGUAGGAGUAGCACUCCGAAUUCGUCUCGUCGUGGCCGCCGCAGUCGCCGCGAGAGCUCGGUAAGCAAUCCCGCGGCGUCGUUGAAAUCGGUACAUGUACAUGCAUCCGAGCAACUGUCCGACAUGGAUCGAGUCAAGCUAGCGCUGAUUGCGGACGGAUCGAUUCCAUCUAUGCAUUCUAGUGCUAGUGCUACGUGUACUAGUGGUGGCACUGGUCCAAGCAGUGGCAGCCAAAGGAGGAGAUCUUCGACUACUAGAGGAGCCACGUGUAGCGGUACGUUGAACAGCAGCACCAACAGCCAGAGCUGUCGUCGUGGUGGAGGUCAAAGGAGACGUUUGUCCACGCAAAACUUUGCAAACUCGGUUUCUAUUAUGGAUCCGCAAGACGUACUCAGGCAACUAGAAGACUUUGCUGGAAGAACAGACAUGCAAGAAGAUCCCAGUGAGUACCUUACUUCACUCAGAAACUUGGACUACUCACAUACUGGUAGUUAG